This is a messenger RNA of Sesamum indicum (sesame), 1210 nucleotides long. RefSeq names its product phosphoenolpyruvate carboxylase, putative (DUF506). The record is from RefSeq and is a predicted model, not a curated record. NCBI's taxonomy places the organism in Eukaryota, Viridiplantae, Streptophyta, Magnoliopsida, Lamiales, Pedaliaceae.
CAUAUAUAGCGACAUCAUUUCUCCAAUUCCAGACAAACCUUUUAUUUUCUCUGUGUCUAAAAGCAUAAAAGCAUCCGCAAUGGUCGAUCGUCUUCCAUUACUAUCAUUCUCUCUCGCAGCUCAUAAACUAAAAGGCUAGAUUCGAAAAGGACUACACAAGAAAGAAAAUAAUUAAUUUACCACAACCGGCAGAAAUGGUGAAAAUUCCGGUGAAGUUCAGACGGGCGGCGGCGGCGUUCGACCAGGCAGCCAGGGUUAGGUCAUGGGAGAGCAGCGGGACCGAGCACUCUGCGGAUUUGUCUCAUCUCGUGAACUCGUUUCUCGAGAGCGAAAUCAUGAGAGAGGAAAAGACGAGUGAUCAAGAGGUUGAUGAUCAGGAUGUGGAUGGUGGGGGUGAGAUUGAUGAUGAACAACCUGAGAACAACUCUCCGGAUUUUGAGUUGCAGAAUCUUUUGAAGAUGUUAUUUGAUCGUGAGGAUGACGGCGUCAAAAGGAGCAUUCGUGCAGAGGUGGAGAAGGCGGUGGGAGAACUUGGCGGCGAUGAGAAGUUGUCAACGGAUUUUAAACGCCGGUUAAUGGCUCGGUUGCGCAGCAGAGGCUUUGACGCCGGCCUUUGCAAAUCGAAGUGGGAGAAAAAUGGCCGAAACCCAUCGGGUAACUACGAGUACGUCGACAUCAAUGCAGGCGGAAACCGAUACAUAAUUGAAGUAUCUCUAGCGGGAGAGUUCACAAUUGCACGUCCCACGGGUCGCUACGCUUCAUUGCUGGAUGUUUUCCCUCCUAUUUUCGUUGGGAAACCUGAGGAGCUGAAGCAGGUGGUGAGAGUCAUGUGCAGAGCCAUCAGAGAGUCGCUGAAGAGCAUGGAGUUAAGCGUGCCGCCAUGGCGAUGCCUAGCCUACACGCAGGCCAAGUGGUUUGGCUCCUAUAAACGAACAAUUAAAGAAAUUCCAAGCCUUAAGGUGCUGAAGGACUUGGGCUGGGAUCGACUGGUUGGUUUCGUGCCGGUAAGGAGUGCUUCUGUGUAUUGCAGGGAGGAUUUUGCUGCUAAAACUACAGUUAGAAGUGGGAACUUGGAUGCCAUUUUGAACCGCUAGGAAAUGGGAUUGUAAAUUGUACGCAGCAAGCUACUAGCUAAACUGAUUAUUGGGCCGGUCGGAGGAAGAUGAUGAAGCCAAUUAAGAGCCAGGAUAGAGAUAUGAGUUGCUACGGC